Molecule: messenger RNA, 1971 nt
Organism: Symbiodinium necroappetens
Lineage: Eukaryota; Dinophyceae; Suessiales; Symbiodiniaceae
Source: the annotation of a GenBank genome assembly
GCCGUCGAGGUGGUAAUUGGCACCUCAGAGGACAAGCACCUGGCGCGGAAGGUGGCCGAGCUUUGCAACGAGGCCUACGGUUACCGGCGCCUGUCGGAGAACGAAGCCAAGGGACGACUGGCCAUGGGCGAUGAUGAGGAUGCCAACCGUGUGCUGCACCUCGCCUUCCGCGGGAAGCAGCUGGUGGGCUGCUGCUCCUCCACUCUUCAGCCUCCCUGGACCCCCAGGUCCUGCGGCCACUGGGGGCUUUUGUCCGUGCUUCCGGAGGCCCAGGGCACUGGCGUCGCCUCGGCGCUGAUCGCUGCGGCUGAGCGCCGCCUCUUCGAAUCGGGCUGCUGUGCCGUGCAGAUCGAGUACGAAUACACUGCCGGCGAUGAGAGCUCCGUGCGGCUACUGAAAUGGUACGAGGGCCGCUGCGGCUUCCGAGCCUCCUCGCCGCCGCCGCGGCGGGGAUCGGAGUUCCGAUGCUGCCGCAAGAAGUUGACCCCAGAGACAGUCUACACUCCAGGAGACCGGGCUGGAGGCGACAGCGCUGUCGAUUCAGUCGUGACGGACUCCAGCAAAAAGCCGGCGGAGAAACUGGCAGAGCCCUCCUCGGAGCAGUCCGAGGAUGAGAGCAGUCCCUUGGACUACCUCCCGGUGACGACCUCCGAGGAGGCACAGGGGAAGGCAAACCUCUGGCACACCAGUCCUGGUGAUCUUGUCCAGUUCACUGGUCAUCGAGCGUACAUGGCAGCAUCUUUGUUAAGACAGAGUCACUCCAGGCCCCAUCAGGUACCUUUUGCACAGCGUGAGCGGGCCAUGUUGCGGCCUGCUGAGACGUACACCUCGGCCACGGGUCGGAGCAGGAGCAAAACAAAGAAGAAGCUGUACUUUAUCGCUACGCCGACAGAUCCUAGGCGAGACAAGUCUCCUCAAAGAGACCCGAAACUGUCUCUUCGGCGAGCUGAGAUGAAGAACUGCACAAGACCAGACGCCUUGCUAAGACGCUUAUCGGAUGCAAUUGAUGCGAAUGAAGCAGAUGGUAGUGUGAUCGGUGCCGCCAUGCAGACUUGUGGCCACAGGUACUGGUGGGAAACACUCAUGCAGGUGAAUGACAGGGCUGUUGAGCAUGAUGUUGAGUUCGAUGCGAUUUUGCGGAGAAUCUUCAUCAAUGCUUUGGCCGCUUGCUUGAAGCACUCUCAGUGCAGCGCGUCGGAGCUCUCUGCACGCAAGGAUCGAGCCUUGAGAUUGAGCAAGAAUGCUUGGCACCAGAUGCCUGUGCCAUCCUCCGAGCUGGACUUCAACAAUUCUCUGAGUGUUGUUUGGAGAGUCUGUGCAGAGAUCGGUGAAGGGGCAUUGCCCUGGGCAGAUGAGAUUCUCAAACGGUGCAAGACGCAGAAGUAUACUAUUAACCUCUUGGCUUAUGGACCUUUGCUGGCACUGUUGGAGAAGUGCAAGCGCCAUGGUCGAGUGGACCAGCUCAUUCACGAAAUUUGCAAGAAGCAGCGGCUGUCCUUGAACGGAGUCAUCCUGGGCAUUCUCCUGGAUGCUGCUAGCGGCGACUGGAAACGAGUUCCGAAUUUGCUUUGCUACCGAGCUCGGAGCAAAGCACAUUACCAAGCUGGUAGACCAGCUGCUGCUGCAAAGAUCAUAGAAGAUGCUGGGGUGGCUGGUUUACCAAUCAGAGCCCCGCGCACAGCGGUGAUGCUCCUGCAAGCUUGCAUCAUUCUGUGCCACUCUCAUCCUACCCCAGCAAAGACAAGGCGACUGAAAUCAUCCUUGAAAAUCGCAGAGGCUAUUGAUACAAGCGAAGAUGAUCCCACACUCGCAUCCAAGCUGGCCCGGCUGAUCCGGUUGUCGAAGCAGCUACUCUCAAGUUCCUCAUCCUUGCGCUUCCACGACCUGCUGGUCUGGAAGUACCGCGGACGGUGUGUAAUGGAUGAUUGGCCAAGUCAUCGAGCUGGCUCCAAGUAUUUACACGAAGAGUAG